AUGAUGACCGAACUCCUGAUGCUCGAGGAUCCACGUACGGACAACCUCAUCUCUCGAGCAGACUUCAACCUCCAGUUCCCACCCCUGAGGGACCAAGACACGGAAACUGCAUUCGCGCUCGCAAUAUCUCAAGCCCAGAAGUCAUGUCUCCGCACACAGAGCUGGCACUGGCAACGCGACAUGCUGUUUAGCAAACGGUGGUAUCUCUCGCUCGACAUGAACAGAAAGAAGGUCUUCCUCGGCCCGCGCUUGACGAGACAGGAAUUGCAGAAUUUGCGAGAGUAUCGGCAAGGGCUGAGGAAGAACGUGGCCAGGAGACGUAAUGGCGCAGCGUGGUGCUGGAUGACUGUCGAGUGGAGUGGAGAUUUCAACUCUACGCUGAGUCUCCCUCCUCUGAUCGCGCCGGGCGAAAAGUAUGUGCCGUUUGAAGCUCUGUGGCCGAACUUCGUGCGCGCGCCAGGGAAUGGACGAGUCGAGACUGGAGGUCUGAAGGCUCGGGUUGAGGAGACUACUGGCGCGGCUUCAGGUGAGAUCGAUCUCACUCUCGAAGGGCUUUUCGAUUUCGACGGAUACUAUGGUGAGGUCUCGAUCAGCAACCACGACGAGCCGCAGCGACCUGCUACCUUCACAUCAGCUACUCAGGUGCUGCCAUCGAUAGAGCACAGCACGCCUGCAGCAUCUGAACAAACGGCUUUGGCUAUCGCUGCCGCCUUCCAGCGCGCUCAGAUGGGCACGAAACGUCGCACGUCCUCCAGCGCCAGCGUGUCAACUCACAAGCGCACCAGGAUAUUUAGCCCACUCUCCGGCAACGCAUCAGCAGAAGCUAAGGACAACCAAAUACCUACGCUUCCCAACGUUCACAAAGCGCCGGACAUAUCCAACACGGGAGGGGUCAUGCAAUCAGCUGCCCUCACUUCAAUCGAUUCGGGUAAGUCGUCCUACGUGCACGAUGCGAGUCAUGAGAGGACCCGUCGCGACGACAGUGUGCUCGUAGAAGAAUGA
This is a messenger RNA of Cercospora beticola, 1002 nucleotides long. RefSeq lists its product as uncharacterized. NCBI's taxonomy places the organism in Eukaryota, Fungi, Ascomycota, Dothideomycetes, Mycosphaerellales, Mycosphaerellaceae. The record is from RefSeq and is a predicted model, not a curated record.